Messenger RNA from Diaporthe amygdali, 603 nucleotides. RefSeq lists its product as uncharacterized. The coding region runs from base 1 to 603 and encodes 200 amino acids. The transcript has a single exon. The record is from RefSeq and is a predicted model, not a curated record. NCBI's taxonomy places the organism in Eukaryota, Fungi, Ascomycota, Sordariomycetes, Diaporthales, Diaporthaceae.
AUGAACGGGUCAACAGACCUCCUCCUCCGCCGCAUCACCUCAGUCGCCCUAGCCAUCUUCUUCUUCUCCGCCGCCUCAGGAAACCUAACCCCAGUGUCCUGGCUCACCCAGCCCGACUGGGUCACCUACCUGGACGGGCCGUGCCUAGCCGACCGCGUCCUCUCGCCCGUGCUGCUCGGCGGCGCCGCCAUCCUGCACUGGUACAUCGCCUCGCAGCGCACCGCCCUGCCGCUGACCAUCACCAUCCCCAGCCCCGGCCAGGACAUCGCGCGCGCCCGCGGCGGGGCAGCAGCAGCGAACGCCAACAACACCCUCGUCCUGGGCCUGUGGCAGCCGUCCUACUACUGGCCGCUGGCCGUCGCCGAGGCCGUGCUGCUGUACGCUGUCGCGUCGGGCGGCGCGAGCGUCUUCGCCUCGCGCUGCGUCGUCGUCCUGCUCGUCGCAGGCGCCUGGGUCCUCGGCUGGAACGCCCUGCCCUGGUACCGCAAGGAGCAGGCCUGGGCCCUGAUCAAGGAGUACGUCGUGCAGCUUAUCAUCAUGGAGAUGAUGAACAUGGCUUUUGGGGGCGGGUCGGACCGGAGGAGGAGGCGGAGGAGGUUCUAG